AUGUCCCUUGUACCAAGGAUUCAGAAACGACCACUUCUCUUCCAAGUACCCACAGGGGCCCACUUGAACGUGUCCAUGGAGGACAAGCUGAAAAAUUCAUCAGAGGCAGUGCAGCGUCUCAAUGAGCAUAUUGCCGACCUGAGGAAGCUCUUGGCUACGAAGGACAAAGAAGUUGAAGACCUGCGCUCACAGUUAGAAGAUUUACGGGGAGCAAAAUCACAUACGGACACAGAGGAGCUCGGAAAUGCUAGUGCCGAUGUCGGAGGGCUGUCUGCGGGCCACUUGCAAACGUCAGAACGGCAACGUGGGCAAAUGGACUCCUCCUUACAAUUGAGGUCUUCUCAAGAGCUUGCAUCACUAGAAGCAAGGAAUUCGGAAUUAGCUCGGGCGCUUGCAGAGAAGGAGGAGGCUGUGCUUAGCUUGAAACGCCAGCUGACAGAAGUGAAGGAGCAUGCAGAGGAGUCGGUCAAGGAGAAAGAUGAACAGUUGGAGAAUUUGCGGAGGAGUUUGGCAGAUCUUCGAGAAAAGGCGGAGCCUCUGUUGCGCCUUGGGUCUCCCGAAACGUUGCAGUCGUUGGUGACGAAAAACUCGGAAUUAGUGGGGGAGCUCGCCGAGAAGGAGGAGGCUGUGCUUAGCUUGAAACGCCAGCUGACAGAAGUGAAGGAGCAUGCAGAGGUGAGCCGUUACAGUCGGGUAGCAUUUGGUGUGUGGAGGUGGGUAGGGCGAAGUAGUGAUUGCUGGUAUUAG
Eimeria maxima is the source of this 747-nucleotide messenger RNA. Its product is annotated as Trichohyalin, putative. The coding region runs from base 1 to 747 and encodes 248 amino acids. The record is from RefSeq and is a predicted model, not a curated record. Lineage: Eukaryota; Apicomplexa; Conoidasida; Eucoccidiorida; Eimeriidae. The transcript has 7 exons.